This is a messenger RNA of Nanorana parkeri, 832 nucleotides long. It is a transcript of the gene NANP, whose product is annotated as N-acetylneuraminic acid phosphatase. Lineage: Eukaryota; Metazoa; Chordata; Amphibia; Anura; Dicroglossidae. Gene Ontology annotation, molecular function: hydrolase activity. The transcript is spliced from 3 exons. Bases 75 to 800 code for a protein of 241 amino acids. The record is from RefSeq and is a predicted model, not a curated record.
CUGGCAGUGACUUGUGGCACUUCACUCCAUAACACUGUGAUACUUCCCGAGCCUGUGCCCAUACAUUUUCAAUAAUGAUGUUGAAUGGAAUUAAAGCCAUAUUUUUUGAUUUGGACAACACAUUGAUUGACACUUCUGGAGCCAGCAAAAAAGCAAUAGAAGAGGUGGUUCAAUUACUUAAAGACAAAAGCCAAUUUAAAGAAGAUGAAAUACGCUUAAUAUGUAAUAAGUUUCAAGCAAGACUGCUUCAUGAAACCUUUGACCCCUCCGAAAUUACCAUUGAUCAUCUCCGGGUGUUACACUGGGAGAAAUCCAUGCAGGAAAUCAAGCCUGGGGAUUACAAGGACUUGGCCAAAGAAUCGUAUGCCUUGUGGAAAACCAAACGUCUACAACUCAUGACGCUGUCAGAAAGCACCAAAAACAUGCUGUGUGAUCUGCGAAAAUCAACGCGCUUGGUCCUGUUAACGAAUGGAGAGAGGCAGGUCCAAAGGGAGAAAAUUGAAGCUUGUGGUGUUAGCGCAUUCUUUGAUGCCAUUGUGGUGGGAGGAGAACAUUCAGAAGAGAAGCCGGCACCAUCUAUCUUCCUCCACUGCUGUGACUUGGUGUCGGUAAAGCCAGAAGACUGUGUGAUGGUGGGGGACAAUCUGGACACGGACAUUCAAGGCGGACUGAAUGCUGGACUGAAGGCAACCAUCUGGUUAACAAAGAAUCCCCAAGUGAAUAGCAAUCCCAGCCCUACUCCUCAUUAUACUAUACAUUCUCUGAAUGACCUACCCAAGGUUUUACAAAAUAUACAGUAGUUGUAAUUUUUAAUACAGAAUAUGGGAAUCCC